AUGUUUGGAUAUAAACUCUUCACAAUAGUGAGAGAAAAGUCUGUUGUCAUUGUGGAACAAUUGGGAAAAUACAACAGAACCUUGCAACCUGGAUUAAAUUUCCUCAUUCCACUCAUUGACAGAGCAGCAUAUACCCAAUCCUUAAAGGAGGAAAUCUUGCCGAUUGAAAAGUAAUAGGUGAUUACUAAGGAUAAUGUUGCGAUUCAUCUUGAUGGAAUAGCAUUCAUUCGUAUCAUUGAUCCAUUCAAGGCUUCUUAUUAAGUAAGUGAGCCAUAAAAUGCUAUUAAAUUGUUGUGUCAAACCAUUUUGAGAUCUGAAAUUGGUAAAUUGAAAUUGGAUCAACUCCUACAAGAGCGAUCUGCCUUGAAUCGAGCAUUGUAAACUGGUCUGAGCAAAGCUGCAGCAGAGUGGGGUUACACUAGUUUGGGAGUUGAAAUAUUAUAAAUUGAAAUACCUGAAGAAAUCAGAGUGUCAAUGCAAGCUCAGGUGGUGGCUGAGAGAAAUAAAAGAAGAGAAAUCUUAGAAAGUGAAGGCAAACAAAUUAGUGAAAUCAAUAUUGCUACAGGUGCCAAAACAGCAUCGAUCAAAAUUGCAGAAGGAGAUGCAGAAGCAGUCAGACUGGUUUCUCAAAAUGAAGCUAAGGCCUUAAAUCAAAUUAGCGAAACUCUAAAAGAACAAUCCAAAAAAAGAGUCUUGGAUUAUAUACUCUUAUAACAUUACUUGAAGGGAUACUCAAGCAUUCUAAAAUCAUCAAAAGUUGUAGUCGUGCCUAAAGCAAAAGAAGGAUAAGGUAAUGAUUUCAUGAGUCUGGCUGCCAUGAUGAUGUUUAAUAAUUAAAACUCAUCAGCCUAGAAAAUCUUUGAAGUUUCUGCCAAACCUAGUGACAUGACAAGCAAUUCAACUACCACCCAAUCAGAAAUUAGUAAGUUGACUCAAGAACAAUUGGAUAAUCUUAUAAAGAAGAAUGUCUAUUACAAUGACCCAAGAUUGUACUCAGAUGAUGAAGAAAAAAGGACACAUUGA
Molecule: messenger RNA, 1023 nt
Organism: Paramecium tetraurelia
Lineage: Eukaryota; Ciliophora; Oligohymenophorea; Peniculida; Parameciidae
Exons: 3
Cellular component (GO): membrane
Source: RefSeq, a predicted model, not a curated record